Molecule: messenger RNA, 2001 nt
Organism: Heteronotia binoei (common prickly gecko)
Lineage: Eukaryota; Metazoa; Chordata; Lepidosauria; Squamata; Gekkonidae
Product: zinc finger protein 436-like
Exons: 9
Coding region: 1-2001 (666 amino acids)
Biological process (GO): regulation of DNA-templated transcription
Cellular component (GO): nucleus
Source: RefSeq, a predicted model, not a curated record
AUGAGGAGUCUGGAGUGGGUCCGGAUCCAUCUCUUCAGCCUGUUCCAGUCCUUCUCUUACCUCUCUCCCUUGCUGUUGUUUCAGAUGUGGGGAGGAUCCUUGAAGGUGGAAGCAGAGUUCUCUGAGGCAGAAGGAGCUCCAUCAGAGGAAGGUCAGAGGGCGCAGGUCCAGGAGCGUGCCCAAGAUCCCCUGUCAAGUGGCAGUGAAGAGACGUUAUGCAGCCCUUUUCUUUGCGGAGAAGUGGAAACGCCUCCUCAGCCUCUGGUCCAGGUGGCCGUGUAUUUCACCGAGGCGGAGUGGGGCCUGCUGGAUCCGGGCCAAAAAGCUCUCUACAGGGAAGUCAUGGUGGAGAACUAUGGGAGCGUGGCUUUUCUGGCAGCAGAUGUAGAAGAGACAGCUGGGGAUUUCCAGGAGUUCUCUUUGGUAAUAGUCAAGAUUGAAGAUGCUGAAGAAAACUUUGGAGAUGGACCACAGAGGCAGGAGGAAAGCCACGCAGCAGGAAGUGAUCAGAGGAGCGAGGAGGAUGAGGAACUGCAUCAUGUAUCACCAGACGACAUCAAGAAAGAAGAUGUGAGAAGAAACGUCAGGAUUCAAAGCAGGUCUCAGGGGCAGAAACUCAGACGCAGGUUGAAGAAGACAGAUAAAUCAGUUCCUUGGCAGAGAAUGAAUUUCCAAGAAGGAAUUCACAGCUUGGAGGAAACUCACAGUAGCAGUCCUCAAAGUCAUCAACGAACCUACACAAAAGAGAAGCCUUUUGAAUGCUCGGAGUGUGGGAAGAGAUUCAGUCACAGUGGCAAUUUUCAAAUACAUCUAAGAUCCCACACAGGGGAGAAACCUUUUGAAUGCUCAGAGUGCGGGAAGAGAUUCAGUCAUAGGGGCAAUCUUCAAACUCAUCUAAGAACCCACACAGGGGAGAAACCUUUUCAAUGCUCAGAGUGUGGGAAGAGAUUCAGUCAAAAUGGUGCUCUUCAACAGCAUCAAAGAACCCACACAGGGGAGAAGCCUUUUGAAUGCUCAGAGUGUGGGAAGAGAUUCAGAGUCAGUAGCAGUCUUCAAAGUCACCUAAGAACCCACACCGGGGAAAAGCCUUUUGAAUGCUCAGAGUGUGGGAAGAGAUUUAGGGUCAGUAGCCAUCUUCAAAGUCACCUUAGAACCCACACAGGGGAGAAGCCUUUUGAAUGCUCAGAGUGUGGGAAGAGAUUCAGGGUCAGUAGCCAUCUUCAAAGUCAUCUACGAACCCACACAGGGGAGAAGCCUUUUGAAUGCUCAGUGUGUGGGAAGAGAUUCCAUGACAGUCAUAGUCUUCAAAGUCAUCUACGAACCCACACAGGGGAGAAGCCUUUUGAAUGCUCAGUGUGUGGGAAGAGAUUCAGCUGUAAUGGCGAUCUUCAAAGACAUCUAAGAACCCACACAGGGGAGAAGCCUUUUGAAUGCUCAGAGUGUGGGAAGAGAUUCAGUCGGAGUAGCCAUCUUCAAAGUCAUCUACGAACCCACACAGGAGAGAAGCCUUUUGAAUGCUCAGAGUGUGGGAAGAGAUUCAGGGUCAGUAGCAGUCUUCAAAGUCACCUUAGAACCCACACAGGGGAGAAGCCUUUUGAAUGCUCAGUUUGUGGGAAGAGAUUCAGUCGGAGUAGACAUCUUCUAUGUCAUCUAAGAACCCACACAGGGGAGAAGCCUUUUGAAUGCUCAGAGUGUGGGAAGAGAUUCCAUGACAACCAUAAUGGACGCAGCCGAUGCUUACAGCAGUUCUGUUAUGACGAGGCUGAUGGGCCCCGAGAGGUUUGCAGCCGGCUCCAUGGAGUUUGCAACCAAGGGCUGGAGCCAGAGAAGCGCACCAAGAAGGAGAUGGUGGACUUGGUGAUCCUGGAGCAGCCCCUGGCCAUCCUGCUGCAGGAAGUGCAGGGCUGGGCUCCCUUGUUUUCAGGCUCCCAAGAGAAAAUCUUGAAGGAUUUCAGGUUCUUCAUCAUCAACCAUAAAUAUCCAUGUGGGGAGGAUCCGUGA